This is a messenger RNA of Funneliformis mosseae, 774 nucleotides long. Lineage: Eukaryota; Fungi; Glomeromycota; Glomeromycetes; Glomerales; Glomeraceae. The record is from the annotation of a GenBank genome assembly.
AUGGCCGAUGAAUUAGCGCUUCUUGAAUUAGUCAAGUACAUGGAAGAAUAUAUUAUUACUUAUGAGCGGGAUUGGAUUCAAGAAAAUCUUGCAAAAAUAUUCUCCACCGCAUCCAAAUACGAAAAAUUUACUAGACUUUGGAAACAAUUUUGUGGAGAAUUAUUAGCACAACGACCAAAUGCACUUUUCACUUCCUCAUAUUUCCUUUCGUUAAAACGGUCAACCUUACUUACAUUUAUUAAACGCAAUGACUUGAAUAUUGAUGAAAGUGAAAUUUGGAAAAAUUUGAUCAAGUGGGCCUGCGAACAAACGCCAAAACUCUGUCACGAGGUUGAGCGAUUGACACAAGAUGAUUUUAAGGAAUUAGAAAGCCGAUUGAAAGAUUUUAUUCCAUUUAUUAGAUUUUUCAGUAUUACAAAGGAUCAGUACAUUUUAGGAGUUUUACCUUAUGAAAAUAUCCUUCCUGAUUCUUUGAGAAAUGAAUUAAAGAAAUUCUUUGAAUCGAAUGAGGAAAAAUCUCCACCUAAAAAUUUUUACGCUUUUAUUUGUUCUUUGGGCGGUGGUGACAAAAACUUUGGUAUCAUUUUAAGUCGAGCUAAAUAUAACGAAAUGUCAAUUCGUAAUGCACCGAAUUUGGCAAUUGGAUUUAUGGAUCUUGGAUGGUUUGAAGGAAGGUAUAAUCAUUUAUAUUUCGAAAAAAGAAUUAUGGAGAGUACUUAUAAGGAAUUUAUUCAAGACUAUGAAGUUUUUCAAGUUUGUAAAAAGAUUUUAUAA